This is a messenger RNA of Sarcophilus harrisii (Tasmanian devil), 6387 nucleotides long. RefSeq names its product negative regulator of ubiquitin like proteins 1 (gene NUB1). Gene Ontology annotation, molecular function: protein binding. Gene Ontology annotation, biological process: regulation of ubiquitin-dependent protein catabolic process. NCBI's taxonomy places the organism in Eukaryota, Metazoa, Chordata, Mammalia, Dasyuromorphia, Dasyuridae. The transcript has 15 exons. The record is from RefSeq and is a predicted model, not a curated record. The coding region runs from base 283 to 2127 and encodes 614 amino acids.
GCGGGCCCCGCCUGCAUCCCCUUGCCCUGGUUCCCCGAGAAAGGCGGCUCGGCCCCGGGAAGGACCGAGCGGGUGCCCCGGCUGCCUCAGAGGUCGGAAGAGGGCCCGGUUUCUUGCUGAGGGGGCGGGAGGCGGGAGUGGGGGUCCGUGUCACCUCCGCUCGGACAGAGACGGCGGCGUACUUAGUUCUAAAACAAUAACUAUAAGCCAGCUCCUUAUAAUUUACGCCACAGCCGAUGAAAUUGUAACUGGAAUCAAAGACUUCGAUUUAAAACGACCAGGAUGGCACAAAAGAAAUACCUACAAGCAAAACUGACCCACUUCUUAAGGGAAGACAAAAUUCAACUUUGGAAACCUCCAUAUACAACUGAGAACAAAGAAGCUGGUUUGGUUUUGAAGGAACUUGCAAAGAGAUAUUCAGACAAACUAGAAUGCUGUGAAAAUGAAAUAGAAAAAAUUAUUGAAGAAAUACGUUGUAAAGCAAUUGAACGUGGAACAGGAAAUGAAAAUUUUAAAACCACAGGUGUUGCUACAAUUGAGGUAUUCUUGCCUCCAAGACUAAGAAAAGAUAAGAAAAAUUUGUUGGAAACCAAACUGCACAUCACUGGCAAAGAACUGAGAUCACAAAUAGCUGAAACCUUUGGAUUUCAAGAAAACUACAUUAAAAUAGUUAUAAAUAAGAAGCAGCUUCAAUUAGGGAAAACCCUGGAAGAGCAAGGGGUUACACACAAUGUGAAAGCUAUGGUGCUUGAACUCAAACAGUCAGAAGAGGAUGCACGAAGAAAUCUUCAGGAAGAGGAACUAGAGCAAAAUGAAGCUGACAAAAAAGAAAAGAGAAUGCAGAGAACAAAGAGAGGUCUAGAAAUACUGGCACAGAGAGCUGAGACUGUGGAUCCUGAAACAACUCCAUACUUAGAAAUAGCUAAUCAAACAGGCAGAUCAAUCAAAAUACCCACAGCAGAAAAAAAAGCCCUUAUGUUAGCUAUGGGAUACCAUGAAAAGGGUCGUGCAUUUCUGAAAAGGAAAGAAUAUGGAAUAGCAUUGCCUUGUCUGCUGGAUGCUGACAAGUACUUCUGUGAAUGUUGCAGAGAACUGUUGGAUACAGUAGAUAAUUAUGCAGUGCUUCAGCUGGAUAUAGUGUGGUGUUACUUCCGUCUGGGACAGCUGGAAUGCCUUGAUGAUGCCGAAAGAAAGCUAAAUAUGGCCCAGAAAUGCUUUAAAAACUGCUACGGGGAAAACCACCAAAGACUAGUCCAUAUAAAAGGAAGUUAUGGGAGAGAAAAGGUACUAUUUUUAAGACUUUACUUGCUUCAAGGAAUAAGAAACUAUCAUAGUGGUAAUGGGGAGGAGGCUUCUGAAUAUCUCAAUAAGGCACAGCAACUCUAUGAAGAGCUGUCUAUAGAUCCUCUAAAAGUUCACAGUUUGUUACAGUUGGGAUUUACUGCUCAGGAAGCUCGACUUGGUUUGAGAGCUUGUGAUGGGAAUGUAGAUCAUGCUGCCACCCAUAUUACCAACCGAAGAGAGGAAAUUGCCCAAAUAAAGAAAGAGGAAAAAGAAAAGAGAAAAAGACGACUGGAUAACAUAAACUCUUUGAAAGGAAUGGGCUACUCAGCUCAUGCUGCAAAAGAAGCUCUCCACCAGGCAAGAGGAAAUCUGGAUGAAGCACUCAAGAUUCUUCUUAGUAAUCCUCAGAUGUGGUGGCUAAAUGAUGCAGAUCCUGAGACUAGCAACAACCAGGAACAUGUUUCUCAAGAAAAUGUUGAUAAGUUGGUAUAUAUGGGUUUUGAAGCUGAGACAGCCAAAAUAGCCCUCAGAGUAUUUAGAGGAAAUGUUCAACUGGCUGCUCAGACACUUGCCCAUAAUGGAGGAACUCUUCCCCCUGACUUACAAAUACCAUCUGAAGAUUCUUCUUCAACUUCAUCAACAAAAUCCCCUUCAGAUUCUGCUGGUACUUCUAGUGCCUCAACAGAUGAAGAUAUGGAAACAGAGGCAGUGAAUGAAAUCUUGGGUGAUAUUCCAGAACACGAAGAAGAUUAUCUUGACUCAACUCUAGAAGAUGAAGCACUGGUUAUUGCUGAGUACUUAUCCUAUGUAGAGAAUAUAAAAUCAACAAGGCAGAAAAAGUAGAUGACAAAUUGAAAUAAGUACCUUAAUUUUGUGCUUAUAAAUUCUAUCUGUAUAAAAAAAAAUCCAAUUCAGUUCUUCAUUUUUUUUUCUUCCUUCCUAUUGCUUGCUUUGACUACUUGAAUGAUCAUUCCCCAGAGAGGGGACAGGGAAGAUAAAGGAGUAUAAAGGCAAGGACCAGGGAAACCUUAGAAAUGUUGAAUAGUUGGGGAAUGGGGAGAAGGGAGACUGCUCUGGCCUAACCUGCCAUUUCCUUUCUUCAUUUGAGUUUUACCUCCUCACCUUGGUCCUGCUCCUAUUCCCUGCAGGUCCCUAUACUAAAGAAAGCUGUUUGGGGGAGGGGGGAGAAACAAGAAAAAAACAGGGUUUCCCUAACCCCUAGUACAGUCUCUGGCUUUGUAGCUGUGGAGCUUGAUCCUCCUUCCUUUAAGACUGAGCUCUGGGUUCUUUUUUUUCACAUAGUGCCUGUCCUUGCCUCCUAAGCAUUUGUGCCUUCUUUUAUCAACUUGGAUGCUACUGUCACUAAAAUUGUGUUUUAAAUCUCUAUUCCAUAUGCAAAAAAAGCAGGUGAGUAGGCUGCAGGUACAGAAUAAAAUAGUAAAUGCCUAGAGCUUUAAAAUACUUUUGGAUAUAUAGUAAAAUAUGCAUUUGAAAUUCAGGUCAGGAAUUUUUACACAUGCAGCAUUUUUUCACAAUCUUUAUUCAGUUAUUAAGUGGAAAGCAAAACAAUUAUUUUUGAUUAAUCUGUUCUGCAUCUGCACUGUCAUUUAAUAUCAUUGCUAGCAAAGAAGAAAACUAUAUUGUGGAAACAUAUCUAAUGACAGAUUUUUUUUGUAUACUUAUAUUUCAAAAAGUUUAUUUCUAAGGGUAUGUGGUUAAUAUGUUUGAGAGGAAUGAAUAAAUCAUUUUCGUAACACCAAGAUUUCCUAUGUAACAAGUAUAUAAAGGAGAAACUGAGUGCAAGUGUAAUCCUUGGGCACAUCUCAGCCUCCUAAAAGUCAAUGGGAUCCACACUAAUUGAGGGCAAAUGCUGACACCUCCCCUUCACCCCAAAGCCUGAUGGUUGUUGUCAAAAGACUGAAACUACCACAACAGCUUGGGCAGUGGUUUAACUUGAAUGAGAGGGCCAUUUUAUUGUUAUUCACUUCAAAGAGCAUAAUAAAGAUGUGAGGGGGCUUUCUACCUCAUCAAUUUAGCCCUUUUCAAGACUAUUGGAUGGAAAGGUCCUGGCUUGAAAACUGUUAAGGAUUGUGGCUCCUGGAUGAAUCAGAGCUUCAUUUAACCUAUAAGUAAUUCUGUGUAUUCCUCAUGCUUUCUUUGUCCGGAUCCUAUAUCAUUAAUUGGAAUACCCUAGACUUGGAAUUUGUAUAAUCUCAAACCAAAGAAAAAUUAGAAUUUUUUUCAGAUUUGUUGUGCUGCAGCUUUAGAACUACCUGUGGUAGCAAUGUAUGUCAGAGAUAACUGCUAAGAUACCAUUUUGUUUAGGAGAAUGCUGGAGGAAAUCCAUAGGGUGAGGGAAGUCUGUAGUAUACACAUCUGUAAAAUGGGCAUACUUGUACUUUUUUUCCCCCACAAUAUUAUAAACCCUAAAGGGAUUGUUUUGAGUUACUACAAGGUUUUCCACUUACUUAUCAUCUCGGGGCUAAGAAAUUUUAUAGAUGAUAUUUUAAUUGUAAUGGAAAAGAAUUGGCACCCAAUAACAACCUGUUCCUGUCCUUACUGCAUUACCCCUUAAAAAGAUUUGACAGAGAACAAAGAAAAAAAAAAAAAAGCCUAUUCCUUGAAUAAGAACCUGGUCCAAAAUUUAGGAGUUGCUCUUUUAGAUAUAAAAUAAUUUAACAUCUUACUAAAGAAUAGGUGAUUGAAAUUAUAAAUUGGCUUACAGGUUGGUGCAGGAAUGUGGAGUAAGAACCUUGUAUGAAAAGUGAGUAAGGAGCAGGCUGGUCCAUUCAAUUGCAAAAGUGGGUCAGGAAGAAAAAUUGGACAUUCUAAGCCAUUUAGGAAGUGAGUUUUCAGUUCCUGUUUCAAGAAAAUUAGCAGUAGUUGAAAUAGACUCAUCAAUUGGGGAACUGCAAAUGGCAAAGUAUAAGGGAAAGAAUGCAUUGCUUCUCUCACUAUAGCCCAAGAAAAUCACCAGAUGUCCUGAGCAGCUGUUAUAUUCUUGGCACACUUUUAAAUGUUCUAAAAGAGGCUUAAGACAGGACCACCGCCACCCCCUCAAGAAAUCAUGCUGUAAUCUAGAAGAGUGAGGAGCCAAGGAGGUCAUCUUUUUGGAUAAAAGGGAAAAGUCUGGACAAAUGGAUCAAAGAUAUGAAUGAUUAUGUGGUCCUGGAAAAGAAUGGAAGAGGCAGGUUGGAACCUUCCAUGCAGUUAGAGUUGUCAUCCUGGUGGUUCAAAAGGGAUUCCUGUUUAAGUUUUUAGGUAAGCCACUUGGUAACCACUCACUGUGAUGCUUCGGUGCUGUUUUUAAGGUAUUCCUAGGAGUCCCUACUUUUUAAAGAUGCAGUGGGUCCACAUGCCUAUUUCUGAGAAGGUCCAGAUAAUGAUGGAAAUGGAAUGUGUGACACUGCUGAACUAAACUUUUAACCCAUGAAUUUUUGCUGUUAUUACCUAGCACUAAAUGGUGUGUGUUCUACAUAAGAAAAGAAGAAUUGUUCUACAUCUGAAAGGUCCCCGACAACCCAUUCUGGUCUGCCUUUCUGAUGAGUCUUUACCUGAACAGUUAAAGGAAGAGAGUUCACAUCACAUAUUCCUUUCUUACCUCCCAUGCAUGGUACAGCAAAACAGCAUCUUGCUAAUCUCCAUCAGGAAAUAGUGAUCCAUUCACGGACGUCUUGUGCACAGACAUCCCAGAGGGCAGAGAUGCCUUGCUUUGUCAACUCCAAGUUCAUUUCUUGCAGAGAGUAAGUACUUAAAAGUUUGUUGAUGGUAUGAGAUCUCAAAAAGUCAGCCAACUUCUUGAAAGCAGUCUCUCUCUUUCACAUCCUCGAUGAUGCCUGACAUAAUGAUAGUGCUGAAGUCCUCAAAAUAUGUCAGACCCACUCCCUGCUCCAUGGGGACUGAUCUGUCCUCCCACUUCUUCAACACUCAGUUCUAUCAUGAGGCCCUCCCCAAUUAUUCUGACCUUCAAAGAUCUUUCUGCCCUAAACCCUAACACUUAUUCUUCUAUUAAUAUCUUGCAUGAUUUAAAUCUGCAGAAGAGUAGAUUUCAAUUGUCUUGAAGGUUAGGAUUAUGUCUUAUGACCUACCUUUGGCACAUCAUUAUUCUAUUAAAGUUGUUGACUGAGAACCCUGGAAUAGGGUCCGUUUUCCGAUUAGAUGCAGCUGAGCGCUUCUUUUAUUUUUUUUUCUUUUCCCCACAUAAAACAAGGGAGUCCCUCCCCCAAACCAGGAAGCUAUAGACAUUCAUUUAUUUUUACAGACCUUCAUUUUCUCCUAGAUUUAGAAAUCAAAACACAAGGUCCUCCAAGUCCUUUUUCUAUUUUCACAUCACCCAAAUUAUUCAGUUCUCUGGAAAUCUAUAUGAAUAGAGGUGCAUGAUUAUGGAGAUAGUCCAUAGACAAGUUAAGUAGUCAUUCCAGACACCACAAUCCCUCUUGUGGGCUAGGCAGAAUUGGGUGUCCUGAGAGACCCCAAUGGACAUCAAGCUGAGAGGUCCUGAUUUUGUAGCUAGAACAUAAUAAAGGUGGCACAAGACAAAUGUUGCUCCAAACUGAAGAGUUUGGAAGGAAGGUAUCAUGAAAUAGAAUUUUAGAGCCAGGAGGAACCAUAGAAUAAUAAAUGGAAAUAUUCCCUGGUGCAGUUCAGAUUAGAUCAAAACAUAAUUGGGAAAUAUUUAGCAAAAUAUAUAGAGAGCAAAACAUAAGGUAGUGUCCUAAGUUAACAAGCAGUUCACAGGAAUUCUUACAUACGAUUCAGUUACCCUUGUUUCUUUUGGAAUUUGACUUCACUAGUUUAAAGGAUUUUUAAGGUUCCUGUGAUUCUACAUGUCCUGAUCCACCUAAUUAUAUACAAACUGGGAGCCCAUGGCUCAGAAAAGUUAACUUGUCCAAGGUCACUCGGGGCCUUGGGAGAGAGGUAGGCCUCCAAAGUAUAUGACUUUGGAGUCCAACCUUCCUUACCUGUGUUUAGCACACUCCUCUGCACAAAACUUAAAACUUAGCUCUAUAAUAAUAGAGGAUUAAAUCGAGAAAAGCAUAUCAAGAGAGUAUGGUUAGCAAAUAACAUAUAUUCCAAAUUUCUAUCAAGUUUCUUCAUAGAAAA